AUGAGCGAUUCGAAGUCACUUGAUACGAGCUACAGUGAUUCUUCGCUCUAUAGCGUUUCGGGUGCUGAGUCAAGCGAAUCCGCAUCGCAGAACGCAGAUAGUGAAAUAUUAUCUAGUAGCGAAUCAGAGCGCUCUAGCGAUUUUAAUGAUGAUGUUAAAUCAAGUGAGUCUGAGUCUACAUAUUCUAGUGGUGGAUCUUUGGUGUCUGAAACAGACGAAACCGAUCAGAAUAUUAAUGAAUUCGAAACAGCUGAAACUUCAGAGAGUGAUACUGACGAAUCUUCAAUAUAUGAAAGCUGGGAGUCGUCAGAGUCUAACACUUCGGAAUUUUCAGCGUCUGAAAGUGAUGAAACUUCAGAGUCUAAGACUGACGAAUCAUCAGAUUCUGAAUUUUGGAAAUCUUCAGACUUCGAAAGCGAUGAAAGCUCACAGUUCUCAACUGAUGAAUCCUUGGAGUCUGAAUCUGAAAUCUCGCUUUCUUCAGAUUCCGAAACUGACGAAACUUCACAGCACGAAAGUUACGAAUGUUCUGAGUCUGAAUCAGAAACUCGAACAUCUUCCGAAUCAGAAAUUGACGAAACAUCAGAGUGCAAGUCUGAAACGUCUUCAGAAUCAGAAUGUGAAGAGUCACACGAGUUUUCAUCUUUAUUAAAAACCGACGAACCACGCUCUACUAGCAUCAAAACCACUAAAAUUUUUACUACAAUCACGCCAACCACUUCAACAUUCUUGCAAUCCGAGCCAACAAGUAUACCCACUACUUCUUCGCGAGGAACUGCUUCAACGUCCAAUGCUGACGCUUCGCAGCGUACGACCGAUAAGUCCACAACAUUAGCUGAUAUAACAAGUAUUUCCACCACUUCCGAUGCCAUUGCAACCACCUUAACAAUUGUGAGAACCGAUUCAACCAGUAUUCCUACCACUUCUUCCGAAAAAACUGCAUCAACAUCAAAUGCUGAAGCUUCGCACCAUACCACUGAUAGUUCUACAAAAGUAUCUGAUAUAACUGACUUUUCAACCACAACCGAUGCCACCGCAACCACCUCAACAAUUGUGGGAACCGAUUCAACCAGUAUUCUCACCACUUCUUCCGAAAAAACUGCAUCAACAUCAAAUGCUGAAGCUUCGCACCAUACCACUGAUAGUUCUACAAAAGUAUCUGAUAUAACUGACUUUUCAACCACAACCGAUGCCAUCGCAACCACCUCAACAAUUGUGGGAACCGAUUCAACCAGUAUUCUCACCACUUCUUCCGAAAAAACUGCAUCAACAUCAAAUGCUGAAGCUUCGCACCAUACCACUGAUAGUUCUACAAAAGCAUCUGAUAUAACUGACUUUUCAACCACAACCGAUGCCACCGCAACCACCUCAACAAUUGUGGGAACCGAUUCAACCAUUCUACAAAAGCAUCUGGUAUAA
This is a messenger RNA of Bactrocera neohumeralis, 1419 nucleotides long. RefSeq names its product serine-rich adhesin for platelets-like. The record is from RefSeq and is a predicted model, not a curated record. Bases 1 to 1419 code for a protein of 472 amino acids. Lineage: Eukaryota; Metazoa; Arthropoda; Insecta; Diptera; Tephritidae. The transcript has 2 exons.